This is a messenger RNA of Pyrus x bretschneideri (Chinese white pear), 917 nucleotides long. RefSeq lists its product as uncharacterized. Lineage: Eukaryota; Viridiplantae; Streptophyta; Magnoliopsida; Rosales; Rosaceae. The record is from RefSeq and is a predicted model, not a curated record. The coding region runs from base 249 to 617 and encodes 122 amino acids. The transcript is spliced from 5 exons.
UCAUUUUUCUUGCUUGAAAUUUUAGUUUUUGUUUUUUUUUUUUCACAGAUUGUAGUUUUUCUUUGUUGCAUUUGUCAGUUGCCCUCAACAAUGAACCACUUGCUAAACGUAAUGUUUGUUUAUUUGGGCAUGUUUAGAGGUUUUGCUGCACUGUUUUUGUCAUGAGCGCAAACGAGUCUUUCCAUCAAGAUGGCGUCCACUAAAAGUCUGCAACUUGAACGCAAACGAGCAGAAAACAAGUAGAGAUAAUGUGUGAUUCUAAUGAAGGGAUUAACAAGUUACCAUAUGAGGUUGUCGAGAAGGCUGCUCCGAUUUCAAUACUCACCCUGUUCUCCUCUUGCAAGUCCGCAAUUCAUAAGACUCACCUGAAGGCUGCUUUAAACGAUGUUCAUAGUUGCGGUUCCAUCAGCACUAGGCGGGUCAUAAAGUGCAUCCUCUCUGAAUUUUGUUGUCUCCAGGUAGGAUUUGUAUAUCCAUGUACCUUGGGAAGACCUGGCUCUAAAACCAACAGAGCACUCCUUGAGUUCCAACCAACAUAUCCUCGCACCAGUACGUCAGCCAUUAUGCCCAUAAAGAUUACGUUUUUAUUUUUCAUUUUUGCGUUACAGAGGAAGUAGAAAUACAUGGGAGAAAUCUAGAAGAAGAAAUGUAAUAGAAGGACUGCACAAAAUGAAGGGUAAAAACAUUUUAUUUAAGUUGUUUUCAUUUCUUUAUUUCUUGCUCCCAUCAUCCUUCUUCAUCCCUUAUUUUAGACGACCAUGGUAGAUAUGCCUAAAAGGAUUGAAUAUACCACAUGGUUUGAGCCAACAAGGAGAUUAGCAUUAGAAGUGCUUUUCAUCAUGGAUAAAAGACAAUUACAGUAAAAAGUUAACCAUGAAAGUAAAGAGACCCUUGAAGGAGGAGAAGGGAAAAGUAAA